AUGUUGCAAUUGAUUCGAUCCCAUUGUGGCAUCUUACACAACCCGGCCUUCAACACAGCGACAACUACUGGAUUACAACAUUUCCAAAAAAGCUUCAGGGACAGUUACACCGCCAACCAGGAACCCGUGAAAAGGUCAUAG
Messenger RNA from Colletotrichum truncatum, 141 nucleotides. The record is from RefSeq and is a predicted model, not a curated record. NCBI's taxonomy places the organism in Eukaryota, Fungi, Ascomycota, Sordariomycetes, Glomerellales, Glomerellaceae.